Molecule: messenger RNA, 255 nt
Organism: Prunus armeniaca (apricot)
Lineage: Eukaryota; Viridiplantae; Streptophyta; Magnoliopsida; Rosales; Rosaceae
Source: the annotation of a GenBank genome assembly
AUGGAGAGAAUAGCAGUCAGUCAGGGGAGUUCCAGCACUGUUACAGUGUACAAGGCUUCUUCAUCGUAUCCAAUAACUGCCCCGUCUCCUCUAGUUGGCCUGCCUGAAUUCUCUCACUUGGGUUGGGGCCACUGGUUUACAUUAAGGGACCUUGAGGUGGCAGUGGGAAAGAAAAAACAGAGGGAGAAGAAGAGGACAGGGAGAAGAGAUGGAGAGCAAAGGGUGGAGAGCGAGGGCAGAGGGGGAGAGAGAUGA